GUCUGCAUGGACGAUCCGUCCGUAUCGCCAUCAAAUCAAAACGUAUAUCAGCUGUUCGUAUCGUAAUAAAAAUCUGUCUGGACGCGUAAAAAUGAUUGCGUAAAUAUUCGAAUCGAUAUCGAUCGUUAUCUCCGAUAACGAUUUCGUUCGUCUUUGAAAGUACGAUGCAAAGUUCAAUAAAUCGGAUCUGGCGAAAUGUCUCCGAAUUACAAAUCAAGCUGUACUAUUCUUAUCUAUGAUCUGUAAAUAUUGUAAAUCUAAAGAGUCAGGAAUGUAUAACUGAUAGAUGUUGUAAUUUAUACGUAACAUAUUUGAACAAAGUAGCAUGUACUCAGUAGAAUAAAUAAACUUUAAGAAAUAGUUUCUUGCGUCUCUUUCUCAUAUUCGAUAGAAGUAAACAAGCGUGAGUGAAUGUUUUCAUAGAGAAUCUAGAAAAAUAGAAUCUUGUCAAGCAAUCAGUGCGAUAUAAUAACUGGUAACAUCGUAUUAUUGAAAGAGAUCACGAUAUUGGACCGAUAAUCGGAAUGUUCAUCACCCACGUACAUGAACCACUUGUAAGGAGAUGUAUCUGCAAUAAAAAUAGCACCAUAAGGACCUGUUAUCGAUUACAAUUUAGAAUUAUCACGAGAUAUACUCGUUCAGAAGCAUAUAUAAAUCGUAAUUUCAAAACGAUCCACUAGUUACUUCGAAACGACCGAAUAACAAUGUUGACCAAGUGCGUUUUGGCUGCCAUCCUCGUGUUCCAGGUUUGCCUGGCCGUGCCCUACAACCUGACCCCACGUAUCACCGACGGUGUAGACGCCGCCCCCGGUGAAUUUCCAUACCAAGUAUCCGUACAAUGGGGAGUCCCACCUCUGGUUAAAUACAGCCACAGCUGCGGAGGUUCCAUCUUGAACCAAAACUACAUCCUGACUGCUGGACACUGCGUCCUCAAGGUUGGAAAACUCAGGGUCAUCGCUGGUAAAUACUACCUGUCCAAGGACGAGAGCUCCGAACAGGUUAUCAACGUUGCUAAGACUGUUGUCCACAGCCAAUACCCAGGAGGCGUUGCCCAACAUGACAUCGCCCUUCUCAAGUUGGAGAAACCCCUGAAAUUCAACGCUCAGGUGCAACCCAUCAAGCUACCCGCCCAAGGUCAGAAACAAGCCGGACAGGCUAUCCUCAGUGGAUGGGGAUCAACAUCUAAGACCGUCCGCCCUGUUCUUCCUAACAAACUCCAGAAGGCUAAUGUACCAAUCAUCUCCAACGAGGAAUGCUUGAAGGAACUGAAAUCCCAGAACACCGUUGGCAAACAACCUGAACUCUUCGACACCCAGGUCUGCAGUGGCAGCGCUGGCAAAGAAAUCUCUGCUUGCUCUGGUGACUCUGGCGGCCCACUCGCCCAAGGACACGGAAAGAACGCCGUUCAAGUUGGUAUCGUCUCCUGGGGAAUGAUGCCAUGUGGAACCAGCCACAUGCCCUCUGUCUACACCCGUGUCGCCUCCUACGUCGACUGGAUUCACCAAAACAUGCACUAUAUAAGUCACAGUAGCAUCGAAAAGCUUCAUACCAACAAAAUGUCUUCGAAGUUGAUCAUCCUUCUUACCUUCCUCGCUGUGGCCUCUGCCACCAAGCCCUUCCUCGGCGUCCCAGCGCCGUUCUUCCUGGGCCGCAUAACCGGAGGAUCGGAAGCAACCCCAGGUUCAGCACCUUGGCAAGUUUCCCUUCAAUGGGGAAUGUCAAGCAGCUCCCUGUCCCACUUCUGCGGUGGUUCCAUCUUGAACAGCCAAUGGAUUCUCACAGCUGGACACUGUGUUCUGGCUGUUCCAAGCUAUGGUCAAUUCGUGGUCAAAGUAGGAAAACACAACUUGAAGCUGACCGAGAGCACUGAACAAUCCAUCCGUGUUUCGAAGUCCAUCGUUCACGAACAAUACGUUGGAGAUGUAGCACCCUACGACAUCGCCCUGUUGAAACUGGCCUCUCCCCUGAAGAUGACCAAGACGGUCCAAGCGAUCGCCUUACCAUCUGCAGGAAGCAACCCCUCCGGAACUGCCACCUUGACAGGCUGGGGAUCAACUUCAAGGACCUCGUACCCAAUCAUGCCCGAUAAACUCCAAGUUGCCCAGUUACCUCUGGUCGACCUUGCCACCUGCAAAAAGGCCGUCGAAUCUCUCGUUGGUCCAUCCCCAUUGCACGAGACCAACGUCUGCACUGGUCCCCUCACCGGUGGAUACUCUGCGUGCAGCGGUGACUCUGGCGGUCCAUUGGUCUUGAACAAACAGAUCAUCGGUGUCGUUUCCUGGGGAAUCGUUCCUUGCGGCACAACUGGAGCUCCUUCUGUCUACACCAAAACUUCCUCUUUCAUUUCCUGGAUCCAGGACAAGAUUAUCAUUUCGAACAUGGCGAUGCUCGCACGACGGCCCACAAGGAUAGUAGGAGGGAAGGAUGCGGAGAAAGGACAGCAUCCCUGGCAAGUUUCCGUGCACUGGGGCGAUCGAGAACGAAAAAUACCACCCAGACACAUCUGUGGUGGCAGUGUGAUAACAGCUGGUUGGAUACUGACAGCUGGUCACUGCAAAACACUGACUCCAUCCUCAGGAGAGUUCUUGAUCCUCGCUGGCAAAUACAAACUGGGAGUUCUUGAGGAGACUGAACAGAGCAGAUUGGUUGUCGAUGUUUUUGUUCAUCCGCAAUACGAUGGAACCGUUGCACCGUACGAUAUCGCUCUGAUGCAAGUGGAAACGCCAUUCGAUUUAAACACGUUCGUAUCUACAGUGGCUCUACCGUAUCCUGAGUCGAUUCCAACGGGAGAUGCUAUGCUCACUGGAUGGGGUAGUAUCGGAAGAACGCGGGCUCCGGAGAAACCAGAAAAUCUACAGGCAGCUAUAUUACCGAUAAUCGAUUAUGAUUUGUGUAAGACCACGCUGGAUAAGACGUUGAACUCGAAGGUGAAGAAUCCGCUUCAUCCGACGAAUGUUUGCACUGGGCCUUUGAAUGGAAGUCUGUCAGCUUGCAAGGGAGACUCCGGAGGACCACUAGUGACAAAAAACGCAUUCGGCGAAGCGGAAGUGGUAGGAAUAGUGUCCUGGGGCCUAUUUCCCUGCGGUGGAAAGAACGCGCCUUCAGUGUACACCAGAGUAUCCGCUUUCGUCACAUGGAUCGCCGUGAUCAUGUUAAACCAUUCUUAA
This is a messenger RNA of Megachile rotundata (alfalfa leafcutting bee), 3167 nucleotides long. RefSeq names its product trypsin. Gene Ontology annotation, biological process: proteolysis. Lineage: Eukaryota; Metazoa; Arthropoda; Insecta; Hymenoptera; Megachilidae. Gene Ontology annotation, molecular function: serine-type endopeptidase activity. The record is from RefSeq and is a predicted model, not a curated record.